Pseudonaja textilis is the source of this 2878-nucleotide messenger RNA. RefSeq names its product family with sequence similarity 107 member B (gene FAM107B). The record is from RefSeq and is a predicted model, not a curated record. Lineage: Eukaryota; Metazoa; Chordata; Lepidosauria; Squamata; Elapidae.
GGAGGAAGGCUUGGCUGGCUGACGGCGCCCGAGAGGAGAGACCCAUCCACUCACUCGCCAGGGAGACCCCAGCCGGGCCGCGGAGCAGGAGCAGCGUCUGGCUUCGGGGAGCGGGGGGGCUCCAAGUUUUGCCCUCCCUGCCUCGUCUUCCUUCUGCUUCCCGAUCCCGUAAGUGAGACCUGGGAGUCACCUCAGCUACCAAGGACUAUCAUGGCUGAACCAGAUUACAUAGACGAAGACAAUCCUGAACUAAUUAAGCCUCAGAAACUCAUUAAUCCUGUAAAAUCAUCCCGGAACCAUCAAGAUCUUCAUCGAGAACUCCGCAUGAAUCAGAAAAGGGGCCUCGCUCCCCAGAACAAGCCAGAGCUUCAGAAAGUGAUGGAGAGACGGAAAAGGGACCAGGUUUUCAAGCAGAAGGAAGAGGAGGCCCAGAAGAAGAAGUCAGACUUGGAAAUCGAGCUUCUCAAGCGACAACAGAAAUUGGAACAACUUGAACUUGAGAAGCAGAAGAUCCAGGAGGAACAAGAAAACGCGCCUGAAUUUGUCAAGGUCAAAGGCAACUUGAGAAGAACGGCCCAGGAAUCCUCAGAGGCUCCCAACUCCUAGAGGACGAAACUUCUCCUAAGACUUGAAGCUGCAGCUCCGGUGGGCCUUGGGGUGGGGGUGGGGGUGGGGUAAAGACUUCUGCAAGGCACCUGUGCCCCGGAGUGGACGCAAAACAUGGUCAAUACAAGGUCAAUUUCUAGAUCCUGUUUUGAAAGGACGACUGCUUAGAAGUCCAAACUUGCCAGUAAUAAUACGAAGAUCAGCGGGCAAACAAGCAACAUGCUUUUUCCUACCCAAGCUAAGACGGGAAACCUAUUUUGAGGGGCUGGGUUGCUUGUUUACUCCUGAUCGUGCUUACGUGAGCAUCUCAGGCUAGUAUGUCUGCAUUUUGUUUCCCUUCUCCUUAUUCCUACUUUGUGGAAUUCUGCUAUGCAGAAGAAAAACAAGAACAAAGUGCUUUGAGACCACUUUUUGAGUUCUAUUCUGGGUGGGAACUUGGCUUCAGGAAUGGAGCUGGCCACUCAGAUAUUUUGUGUAAAUAGAAAGUCCUUUAGACUUGAAGCUGGAUUUCCCCCCAUCUAUCUCUAAGUAGGCAGGACAGACCGCCACAGCUCUGAGGAAGGAAGAAAGAGAGACAAAUGCAAUAUUCCCGGUCAUUAGAUGGCUAAAAUAUAUUCUCAACCACUUCUGGGGCUGUAAGGAAAUGGAUAUUUUUGCAAUUCAACCAAUAGUGUGACUAAACUCUCUUUUUUUUGCCCUCUCUCUCCAAUCCAACCUUGGUAACAACGCUGUAUUCUUUAUCAUUGAUUCCUCUGACAAAUGCUGUGGUUGCUAGGUCUACAUUGCAGCGGAUGUUUACUUGCAACAGGAUUUCCAAACUAUAUAUUUGGAUUUCUGAGUCUCACCUGUUUUGCUUCUGACCCCGAGUUUGCGAACAUUUUAUGGGUCAGCCUGAGAACUUAAAAGUCAAAGAAGAAGCAACAAACCCUAAAAAUGCAUUCUGGUGCAUCGUUUCUCAUGUAGAUUUAUUACUUUCUUUUAAGAUUAACAAACCCAGGCAAGUUUGGAAUAAUAUUGUCAGAGCUUGACCAGGGAGUAGAAGUUUUUUUUUUUAAAUGAAAUUUUCUUUAUUUUCUUUCUUCUCCAUGAAAUCCGGUUGCAUUUCCACCUGGAGGGAAGCCCAUUAAUGCCAGAGAAAUUUACUUCUCGACAAAUGGAAAUCAGACUGUAGAUUAAUUUAUCUCGAUAUAUAUAUAUAUAUACAUAUCAUUUUUAAUUGUCCACAUCCAAUUCUUAUCUCAUUCCUGUUUUCAACUAGUAAGAAUUCCAGUGAGCGGCCGGGACAAAAAAAUAUGGAUUUCCAGGAAAAAAUCUCAGGCUGGGACUUUUCUCCAACAGUCCUGAGCUCCAAUUUGUCCAGUGGCAUCUCUAGUAGAGGAGUCCAAAAAAAUUCAAGAUGGCAGCCGUGACCGAAGCCCCUCCCUCCUUUUUUGCAUGGGACCAAAGGAGCACAGCGCUGAUCACAUCGUUUCAGCCGCCAUUUUGAAUUUUUAAAAACUCUUCCCCCCCCGCCCCACCAAACAAUCCUGAAUUGGCUCCAAGAUUUUGUCCAAUGUUCCUAAUGGAUUCAACCAUCUUUUAAAAUGACCUCUUGAUCGUUGAUCCUUUGUAAGAAUUCAGAGAGCAAGCCAUAGUUUCCUAUAGAUUUUUUUAGUGGGGGGGGGGGGAAACUUCAGGCAAUCCAGCUCUUUGCUGGCUGAGUUUUGUGGGGUGUUGAUGAGAUUUUAAUACAGUCCAUCAGGAAAACAUAAUUUGGGAAUGCUAAGCCUCUUAGGUCAUCCGUGACACUUGAUACCAAGGUGGUAUUUUAUUUUAUUUUAUUUUUUUAAAAAACCUUCGUUUCAGAAAACCCCUGAACCUUGGACCCAGGCAUUGCAGAAACAAAGCGAACCUGGAUAGGGAGAACUUCUAACAAGGGUGACCAGGGUAGCCUAACCUUGAUUUUAGUUGUCACACGUGUGUGUUGCUUCUUGCACUUGUUCAUUGGGGUAUAUGGAUGGCUGGGAACCCUCUACGCUAGCUCUCUUUCGUGAUCACAAUAGGUAGGUAGAAAAUUAGCAGUACAAAAAUAACUCCUUUAUAUAGGACCAGGUCUAUUUCAUGUUCCUGUUACAGCCAAGCAAAAUCCUUUACAUCAGUUGAUGACGUAUUUCAUCUUUGCUGAAGGCAUUAGAAAUAUGCAAAACCCUUUCAGCCCCAUUUCUUGCAACUGACAGCAAACAAUCUUUGGGGUGAAGUUUCCCAAGCUUCCUGCAUUCCGGAUUUUGCAAAU